GGGCUCUCCUCUGUGAGGGAGAGACACCGCACGAUGUGGACCUUCAGCCUGCUCCUCUUCUGGGGUUGGCAGCACUGCUCAACACAGGCGGACUUCGAUGUGAAUGAGUGUGGGGACACCACCACGUGCCCAGCUUAUGCCACCUGUACCAACACUGUGGGAAGUUACUACUGCACUUGUAAACGGGGCUUCCUGUCCAGCAACGGACUGACACAUUUCAGAGGCCCAGGAGUGGAAUGCCAAGAUGUAAAUGAAUGUUCUCUAAGCUCCUCACCAUGUGGUCCUAACUCAGUCUGCAAAAACCUGCCAGGGAGGUACGAGUGCAGCUGCUUGCCUGGUUUCUCCUCUCCCACUGGAGAUCGCUGGGUCCCGGCAAAGCCAGGCCGUUUCUCCUGCACAGACAUCAAUGAAUGCCUCGACAGCGGAGUCUGCCCAGAGCAUUCUGAGUGUGCCAACUCUUUGGGAAGCUACAGCUGCCACUGCCGAGAUGGAUUCAUCUCUAACAACUCCCGCUGUGAAGAGGUGGAUGAGUGUGCCGAUCCCAGAGCUUGCCCGCAGCAUGCAACCUGCCACAACAGUUUUGGAAGCUACUCUUGUGCCUGCAACCCAGGAUUUGAAUCCAGCAGUGGAAACACGAGUUUCCAUGGCCCAGGAGGGACAUGUGAAGACAUUGACGAGUGCCUGGAUAUGUGCCCUUUCAAUUCAACGUGCACCAAUACCCUGGGGAGCUACUUCUGUACCUGUCACUCUGGCUUUGCACCAAGCAGUGGACAGCUGAACUUCACAGAGCAAGAGGUGGAAUGUACAGAUAUUGAUGAGUGUGUCCAAGAUCCAUCACCAUGUGGCCCCAAUUCUGUCUGCACCAAUGCCCUGGGCUCCUACAGCUGUGGCUGCAGUGUGGGCUUUCGUCCCAACCCAGAAGGCUCAUGGGAAUAUGGCAACUUCAGCUGCAAACGGGUUCCCUUCAAGUGUAAAGAAGAUGUGAUACCCAGCAAUAAGCAUGUCAUGCUAUGCCAAGAGGGAGUAGCAGUAGAACCUGAACAGAUGUCAUUUUGUACGCUGAUGAACGCCACCUUCAGCGUCCUGGACGAGACCUGUGCAAACAAAACCACUGUUGUUUCUCUGGAGAGUACAGCGGAGAACUUCGUCUCUGUGCUUGAACAAACAUCUGUGUGGUCCAACUUCACCAAAGACAAGGUGUCCACCCUGGCCACAGUCUUGCUGGAGAGUGUGGAAAGCACCACAAUGGCAGCUCUUCUGAAAUCCUCAGCGAAUGGCAGCCAGACUGUUCAGACGGAGCACUUAGAUAUUGAGAGCAGAGUCAUCAAGGACGAAUGCACUGCAGAGAACGUGACCUUUAACUUGAAAGCCAAAGGGGACUCGAUGAAGAUUGGCUGUUCCACAAUUGAAGAAUCUGAAUCCACAGGGACCACUGGGGUGGCUUUUGUCUCCUUUGCGGGUAUGGAGUCUGUUCUAGAUGAGAGCUUCUUCCAAGACCCUCUGACCCCUAACUCCAAGAGGAAGUUGAAGAUGAAUUCUCACAUCAUUGGGGGCAUGAUGACGGGGGAGAAGAAAGACGGGUUCUCGGACCCGGUUGUCUACACUCUGGAGAACAUCGAGCCAAAGCAGAAGUUUGAGAGGCCCAUCUGUGUUUCCUGGAGCACAGACGUGGGGGGCGGUAGGUGGACACCGUCUGGCUGCGAAGUCCUCAAAGCCUCCGAGAUGUAUACUGUCUGCAGCUGUAGUCGAAUGGCGAACCUGGCUGUCAUCAUGGCUUCCGGGGAGCUCACGAUGGAUUUCUCCUUGUACGUCAUUAGCUACGUGGGCAUGGUCAUCUCCCUGGUGUGUCUUGCCUUGGCCAUCGCCACUUUCCUGCUAUGUCGUGCCAUUCACAACCGCAACACCUACCUCCACCUGCACCUCUGCGUGUGCCUGUUCUUGGCCAAGAUUCUCUUCCUCGCUGGUGUGGACAAGACUGACAACCAGACGGGCUGCUCUGUCAUCGCGGGCCUCCUGCACUACCUUUUCCUCGCCUGCUUCUUCUGGAUGCUGGUGGAGGCUGUGAUGCUCUUCCUCAUGGUCAGGAACCUGAAGGUGGUGAAUUACUUCAGCUCUCGCAAUGUCAAGAUGCUGUAUCUCUGUGCCUUUGGCUAUGGGCUCCCAGUGCUGGUGGUGGUUAUCUCUGCCAGCGUGCAGCCCCAGGGCUACGGGACGCACACUCGCUGCUGGUUGAGUACAGAGACGGGGUUUAUCUGGAGUUUCCUGGGGCCAGUGUGCACAAUCAUACUGAUCAAUUCCACACUGCUGACUUGGACCCUGCACAUCCUGAGGCAGAAGCUUUCCAGUGUCAAUGCCGAAGUCUCCACUCUCAAAGACACCAGGUUGCUGACAUUCAAGGCCUUUGCCCAGCUCUUCAUCUUGGGGUGCUCCUGGGUGCUGGGCAUCUUCCAGAUAGGACCCGUGGCCAGUGUCAUGGCCUACCUGUUCACCAUCAUCAAUAGCUUACAGGGAGCCUUCAUCUUUCUCAUUCACUGUCUGCUCAACCGCCAGGUCCGGGAGGAAUACAGGAGGUGGAUCACGGGGAAGGCCAAGCCCAGCUCCCAGUCCCAGACCUCAGGGAUCUUGCUGUCAUCCAUGCCCUCUGCCUCCAGAACGGAUUAAAGCCAUUUCUUGCUUUUCAAAUACAUUAUGGAGCAACAUUCGAGGCAAGCAAGUGCCUGCAGGAGCCUAUCCUGAAAUCUCCUCUUCCUGGCUUAAUGCAGAAAUACAGGAUCCUCCAGCCCCAGAGAACUCGGGGCAAUUUGAAGCAUGGAGGGCAGGGCAAUUUCCCCAUGGUUUUGAGAAGCAAGAUUUCAGUUACAGAUAACAAUUUCAUUUUCUGUGUUCUGCAGCUCUCACCUUCCAGAGUUUUGUGGAAAUAACAGAUCUUGGUGCCAUGGUGUGAGCAAGGUGGUCUGGUUACCAUUUUGCUGCUUCUUAUGUUUGUGGGUGUGUGUCUCUAAGCAUGCCUCUCCCACACUUACCACAUGCCUGACAGAGAACAACUCUUAGUGAAUGAUUUGUUGUCCUACUGGCUUACCCUGUGACAAAGACUCUCCCUGUUUCUAAAGAAAUGGUCAUAAAACUGUAAUGACAGCCCCAGGAGACAAAUAAAGUGCAUG
This is a messenger RNA of Phyllostomus hastatus (greater spear-nosed bat), 3161 nucleotides long. RefSeq names its product adhesion G protein-coupled receptor E1 (gene ADGRE1). Gene Ontology annotation, cellular component: membrane. Gene Ontology annotation, molecular function: calcium ion binding; G protein-coupled receptor activity. Bases 34 to 2661 code for a protein of 875 amino acids. Gene Ontology annotation, biological process: adenylate cyclase-activating G protein-coupled receptor signaling pathway; cell surface receptor signaling pathway. The record is from RefSeq and is a predicted model, not a curated record. The transcript is spliced from 21 exons. Lineage: Eukaryota; Metazoa; Chordata; Mammalia; Chiroptera; Phyllostomidae.